Rattus norvegicus (Norway rat) is the source of this 1570-nucleotide messenger RNA. RefSeq names its product napsin A aspartic peptidase (gene Napsa). Lineage: Eukaryota; Metazoa; Chordata; Mammalia; Rodentia; Muridae. Gene Ontology annotation, cellular component: extracellular region; lysosome; alveolar lamellar body. The record is from RefSeq and is a predicted model, not a curated record. Gene Ontology annotation, biological process: membrane protein proteolysis; surfactant homeostasis; proteolysis. Gene Ontology annotation, molecular function: peptidase activity; aspartic-type endopeptidase activity; endopeptidase activity.
CUCAGCACAUAUCUUACUUAAACAGCCUGGCUCUGGUCCCUGUGGCUGAAGGACUUCACACACACACACACACACACACACACACACACACACACACACCACACACCACACACACACACACACACACACCACACACCACAGCACACACACACACCACACCACACACACACACUCACACACACACACCACACACACACCACACACACACCACACACACACCACACACACACCACACACACACACCACACACACACACACACCACACACACACACACCACACACACACACACCACACACACCACACACACCACACACACACACACACCACACACACACACACACACACACCACCACACACACACACACCACCACACACCGCACACGUCACUUCUGUGUUCCAGUAGGUGGUGGGGCGUGAACAGGGUGGAGUCUCAAGGGGGAAGAAAGGAGCCACAGGACAUCUUGGCCCAGUCCUAGUCCCCAGAGAUGUUGCCACCACCGCUGCUGCUGCUGCUGUGCCUGGUGCUGCUGGGGAAUUUGGAGCCUGCGGCCACACUGAUCCGAGUCCCUCUUCGCCGAAUCCACCCUGGACACAGGAUCUUCAGCCCACUGUAUGGAUGGGAACAGAGAGCAGAGCUUUCUAGGACCCCCACCUCCGGCGGCAAGACCGCCUUUGUGCCUCUAUCCAAGUUCAUGAACAUCGGCGGUAUCCACAAUGUUUCUGUGACCUUUGGAGAGGCUCUGUGGGAGCCCAGCCUGGUCUUUGCUUUGGCCCGCUUUGAUGGGAUCCUGGGCCUCGGCUUCCCCACUCUGGCUGUGGGAGGAGUUCAGCCUCCACUGGACGCACUGGUGGAGCAGCGACUGCUGGAGAAACCCGUCUUCUCCUUUUACCUCAACAGGGAUUCUGAAGGGUCUGAUGGGGGAGAGCUGGUCCUGGGGGGCUCGGACCCGGAUCACUACGUACCUCCCCUCACCUUCAUUCCAGUCACCAUCCCUGCCUACUGGCAGGUCCACAUGCAGAGUGUGAAGGUUGGCACGGGGCUGAAUCUCUGCGCCCAGGGCUGUGGUGCCAUCCUAGACACAGGCACAUCCCUCAUCACGGGACCCAGUGAGGAGAUCCGGGCCUUGAAUAAGGCCGUUGGGGGAUUUCCCCUCCUGACCGGGCAGUACCUCAUUCAGUGUUCCAAGAUCCCAGAGCUCCCCACUGUCUCCUUCUCCCUCGGUGGAGUCUGGUUUAACCUCACAGGUCAGGACUAUGUCAUCAAGAUUCUUCAGAGUGAUGUUGGCCUCUGCCUGUUGGGCUUCCAAGCCUUGGACAUCCCCAAGCCUGAAGGACCCCUUUGGAUCCUCGGGGACGUCUUUUUGGGGUCCUAUGUGGCCGUCUUUGACCGAGGGGACAAAAACAUCGGCCCGCGCGUGGGACUGGCGCGUGCUCGGUCUCGUGCAACAGGACGGGCAGAAAGAAAGGCUACGCAAGCGCAGUUCCUCAGAAGACGCCCUGGUUAGGGUACAUACACACAGGGCCACAGCAGCUAUGCUUCUUUCCAAUAAAAAAGAAAAAUCAACUUUU